Molecule: messenger RNA, 1490 nt
Organism: Linum tenue
Lineage: Eukaryota; Viridiplantae; Streptophyta; Magnoliopsida; Malpighiales; Linaceae
Source: the annotation of a GenBank genome assembly
CGCUCUUUGCCUUUGUCUUUACCUGUCCCCGUCCACGACAAAUAAUUCGGGAAACAACCUGAAUUCAAUUUUUAUUUUUCUUAUCAAGGAGAAUAAAAAAAAAAAACUUGUAGACGCGGCAGAAUGUGUGUGUAUAUAUAAAACCCCAAAAAUCUUGGGUGGCCGCGAAGCAAUUUGCUUAGCCUACAGAGAGCUUUGUAGUGUAGUACUAGUAGGGUUUCUCUUUCUCUCAGAGCCAGCCAGUACGCAGCCUCCUUUCUUGCUACCAUUUCCUCUCUCAAUUCUCUGAUUUUGGCCGUUUCAAGAAAAAUCAAAAAAUAUUAACAAGCAAGAGCGGCUUGUUCGAAGAGCCCAAAGAAGGGGGGGAAAAUCUGGUCAUUUCCGAUCUGAAUUCCACGGAGGGAGAUGGGGAAAGAGGACAGGUUUAGUAAUUACUACAGCAACAAUUGUUAUAGUUCAUCGUCGUCAGCGGCGGCGGCGGCGGUGGUGACGACGCGGAGGAGGAGUAAGAUGUCGACGAAGAAGAAGAAGCAGCAGGAGGUGCCUGCAUGGCUGUCGGGGCUGAUGGGGGAGAGGUUUUUCGGGAGCUGCGUGGUCCAUGAGGAGCGGAGGAAGAAUGAGAAGAACGCAUUCUGCUUGCUCUGCUGCCAUGCCAUCUGCCCUCACUGCCUCCCUGCUGAGCACCACACCCACCCUUUCCUCCAGGUGAGGAGAUACGUAUACCAUGAUGUGGUUCGAGUAGGGGAUCUUGAGAAGCUCAUUGACUGCUCCUACAUUCAGUCGUAUACGAUAAACAGCGCCAAGGUGAUAUUCGUGAGCGAGAGAGCACGGUCGAGGAGUGUGGGGAAGGCCGCCACUGCACACAACACCUGCUUCGCUUGCCACAGAAUGCUUCAGCACCAUUUCCAUUUCUGCUCCCUCUUCUGCAAGGUGAAUCACAUGGUGGAGGAAGGGGAGCAGCUGGGCAGCAUCCUGGUGACGAGCGGCGGUACUGUUGGUGGUGGAACAAUGAAUCAAGCAGUUGUAGACGACGACGAGGAGGCUGCUGCUGGGUCGGAGGAUAUGGCGUUCUCGCAGUUCGAGGAUUUGAGGAUGGACGGCUCCUCUGAGAUCACUGACGACCAAUUAUUCGUCAGCAGCAGCAGUACUACCGCCUCCACAUCCGAUCAGAUGAGCAAGAAGAAGAAGAAGAAGAAGAAGGAGGGCCCAUCUGGGUUCCUGCAAGCUGGGAUCAGUGCUCUCUCCUUCGGCAGCAGGAGGAAGGGUGCUCCUCACAGGGCUCCUCUUUCUUAGUUGAAUAUGUCAUCGGUCGUUUCACUAAACGAAGUCUAGAUGAAUUUAGUUUCAGUAAUUCGAAGCAACCAUAUAUAUGUAACAAACAAGCAAAGGAAAAAAAGAGAGAGAGAAGGAGGAGUAUAGUAGUAGCAGUAGUAAGCAAUAUGUAAUGAAUCUAAACUCUAAAGGAAUUGUAGUUCAUGAUCUGUAGCUAG